AUGAUGAACCAGCAGACGCUGCUGUACCACACCAAAGUCCAGGACUGGAGUCAGAUCUACCAUCUAAAGGCAGAUGGACGUGUAUGCAAGGCAUCAAAGGUGCCUUAUCUCCCACCUCAUAAACUUCAGCAAAUUGAAGUUUGGAGGAAAGAUGUAUCCAAAACUUUGAGAAAAACUUGCUCUGCCAGGCCAGACAGGUUGCAACCCAAAGUAACUAAAGAUGUCCGACCAGUUUCUGAAAUAGUACGCACAGUCACACCUCUUCAGAUUAAUGGGCAUGAGAGACCUAGGCCCAGGAGUGCCUGGUCAAACUCCACAAAUGACAUGCAAACGGUGACAAGUAACCUAGCAGAGACGUCACUACACUACGCAGCCCAGAGAGAGCAACUUCAUAAAGUAAACGCCUCCAGGAGGAAAUCAAUAAGAAUCAAUAGAAAGCAGGUAACACACGCAGGUGAUGCUGAGGCACCAACAGAGCGCAGUGUCAGGACGGAAAGAGGAUCAACACUGAACUCAACUAAGGGGAUCAUCCCUAACGGAGAGGUUAGUGUCCACAGGGAGGAGGAGGAGGAGAAGGAGGAGGACAACCUGAGUGAUGUUGAGAUAAUGAGUAGUGUUACACAAUUCAGGAUGGAGAAUAGGGGGCAUGUCAUACAGGUGAAAGACCAAGAAGUGCUGUCCAUGAGAUCUCAGUCAAAUAAUCUUCUUAACGUCUUAUCUGUGGACGACUGCAAAAUGGCUAUCAGGUCAAGACAGAGAAAUAGAAUCAUUCAAGACCAAGUACAAAAUGGAGAUACAAAUUCUGAUGAUAAACAGACUGAUAUAGACUCAAUAGGAAAAUUAACAUUGGACAAAAGUAGAACCAGUUACGGACGAAAGACUGGUGGUGACAAGGGGAAUGAAACAGCAACCAAACUUGGACGGGACACAAAAGUGCCGGCAAAAAGUCGUACAGCUAAGAUCACCAAGGCGAUAGACAAUAUGGUGCACGACAGAAAGGUAAUGAAUGAUUUAGAUCGUAACUUUGACUCCAGGAUUGGUUCUACUGCCCGUAUAACCCUCAAUCGUGCUGAAGGGGGAAAGAUUUUUAGGAGAUUAAACUCUGCCUUAAAAAAACAUGUGAAUGGCUUACUCAUGCACCAGUCAGCUAGUCAAAGAAAGUUUUAUACUCAGACAGUGUCAAGUAGCCAAUCAGAUACGCUUUUUGAUGAUGACACUCAAUACAGAAGUGGAACCUGUACUCCAUUAUCAGAGGGCAAGGAGGGAGAAUCUGCCACAUUGGGUAUCACCCCUACCCCCCAGGAUAACAGUGGGCUAGACAGCUAUCGGGGUGUCCCUCAAACUCCUGCCAUACCCGAGGAAAUGGAAGAAGACCAGGAAAGCUUUGACAACUCCAUCACAUAA
Molecule: messenger RNA, 1404 nt
Organism: Ylistrum balloti
Lineage: Eukaryota; Metazoa; Mollusca; Bivalvia; Pectinida; Pectinidae
Exons: 1
Coding region: 1-1404 (467 amino acids)
Source: RefSeq, a predicted model, not a curated record